AUGUGGCGGCGACGGCGGCUGGUUGGGUCGGUGCCGCUGACGCUCGUCCGCACCACCCGUGUUGACCCGAAUGGCGUAUCGGGGGCGGUGGACGGCGUCGAGUUCUCAAAAGACGGCGUCUUUUAUGCCGCCGGUGACAAUCAUGGUGUUGUGAGAAUCUAUCGCACCGACAAUGGCAACAUCGUGGGCAAGGUAACGCAUGAGUAUUCAGGCGGUAGCUGCGCAAACUCCGCCGCCGAAAUUAAUGCCGUCGCCUUUUCGCCUGACGGACAAUAUCUGGCCACCGGUGACGGCGGCGAUGGCGGUGCUAAAGUCUGGCGCACCGAUGGUUAUUUUGAUGUCAACAAACCUUGGCAAAAUGACCCUCCGGCUCAUACUUUGAUAGGCCACACGGAAGUUGACGGCCUUGACUGGUCACCAGACGGCAAGUUUAUCGCAAUUGCGUCAAACGCCGACGUAAGGGUCUACGAUGUGCAGAAUGGCUUCGCCCAGAUCGUCAGAAUCCUUGCCGAACCCUCGCAGGGUGCAGUCAACUCCCUCGAUUUCUCAUCCGAUUCCGCCUACCUGGCGUAUGCCGGCGGAUGCAGGGCCCAAGCAUCAAAUCUGUCAGGUUCUCUCCUGAUGACCGGUACCUGGGAUUCGGUGGCCGUGGGCAAGUAA
This is a messenger RNA of Emiliania huxleyi CCMP1516, 660 nucleotides long. RefSeq lists its product as hypothetical. The transcript has 2 exons. Gene Ontology annotation, molecular function: protein binding. NCBI's taxonomy places the organism in Eukaryota, Haptophyta, Isochrysidales, Noelaerhabdaceae. The coding region runs from base 1 to 660 and encodes 219 amino acids. The record is from RefSeq and is a predicted model, not a curated record.